CCGCCCUCGCGCUGGGGAGGAGUCCCGGAGCCGAGCGGGAGCAGAAGCGCCUUUCACACCCUCCUCGCCCUCCCCACCGACAUCAUGCUCCAGUUCCUGCUUGGAUUUACUCUGGGCAACGUGGUUGGAAUGUACUUGGCUCAGAACUAUGACAUGCCAAACCUGGCUAAAAAACUUGAAGAGAUUAAAAAGGACCUGGAAGCCAAGAAGAAGCCCCCUAGUUCCUGACACUGCAUUCUGGACCCACCAAUUCCGUCCUGGGAGAGGGGCCUGCCUCCUUCAUAGCCACAUCCAAAGCUGUGUUCCUCUUUGGUCUCAGACCCUGCGUGUUGCUUCACAUCCAGUAUGGGCCAGAAGUCGAGUUAGCUUCAUGUUGCCAGCAUCUCCCCUCCUCCCGUAUCUUCUGUCCAGCUGUUUCUGAGUUCAAAGACUGGAACUCUGGUGCUAGGUUAGCAAACACAACCGUAACUAGUGCUCACCUGUGACUUGGGAGUCCCACCACCUGUUGUCAAGGAACGGACGGAUCUGGACAGCUGCUGUGGAUUCACUGUCCAGCAGUGAUAGCAGGAGCUUGCUAGACAAACUAAAUUUUGUUAAAGUAAUUAAAAUCAGUAUCUUUGAGCCAGUUUCUGGUGAAUUAAUGCAUUUAUUAUAUAUUGUCAUCAAGGAGCUCCAUGAUUGAUAAUUUAACCAAUAAAUCAUUUUCUGGUCAUUAACCAAGAAACUAUUUUAUGAAUUCUGUAAAAAAAAAAAAAUUGGGAAAAUUUAAAACAUGCAAAGUAACUGUUGUCUGAGUACAGUUCAGUCUAUUUGGUAUGUGUUUUUUCUUAAUGAUAUAUUUGAACUGAGUCUGCUGUCAAAAGAACAAUUCUUUAUGUUUUCACUUGACAGGAUGGGCAGAUAAGUGAGAAGCUGUUGAUAGAAUGGUACUUUUUUUAACAUUAAAAUUUGUACUAACUGUAUAACUUUAUAGUGAUUCCCACACUAAUCACAAAUAUGUGAUAAAAAGCAUCUCUUGAGGGAGAUUCUGCAUCUCUCCACAGUUGAAGCAUCUUCCCCUGAGUCAGGAUGGAUCAUCAAAACAUCAUCAUCUUUAUUUUUUUAAAGAGUCUCCCAGUGUUACCCAAGGGUGGUCUUGAGCUUGGGCUGAAGCAAUCCUCCUGCCUUAGCUUCCUGGUACUGGAACUACAGGUGUGCACCAUGGUGUCCAGCCUAUCUGUAAUGUUUUUAAUUAAAAAGUAUUUUUAAAGUUAGCUAUUCUCACAGGAGAUGACAGGAAAGUGAUAUCACAUGAAGGUUCUUUCUAGCCUCUGUCUUGUUCCCAGGUACAAUUCCUCAGGCAAUCUCUGGUAUCAAGUUUCUGUGUGCCUUUGAGAAAGAAUGUCUAACCACACGAGUUUUUGUUUUUUUGUUACACAUAUACAUACAUAUAUAUACAUACAUGCAUACAUGUUUAUAUGUGUUUGUAUGUGUGUGUACCUAUGCUUUUUGUCUCUUCCUUUCAUUUUUGUUUUUACACAGUGUCAUGAAGCCCAUGCUUUAUAGUCAAUGAUAACCUUGAACUUCUGAUCCUCCUGCCUCUGCCUCUCAGGUGCAGGGAUCACAGGUGUGCACUGCCAUACCCAGCUGCUCUUUUUAAAGCUUUCUUUUUCUUUUUCUUUCAUUUGCUUUCUUUUUGAGACAGAGCCUCACUAUGUAGCCCUGGCUAGCCUGGAAUUCAUUAUGUAGACCAGGCUGGCUUCAUACAGAGAACCAUCUGCCCUUGGCUUCCUGAAUGCUGGGAUUGAAGGUGACUCCAUCAUGCUUGGCUGGCACUUUUAUUCUCAAUGGAGAACCUUUCCUGUCAGUACACUAACCUUACCUCUUUGUUAACUAUGUACAAUUCCAUUGAAUGGUUGUUUCAUAACUGAAUGUGCUACUGAUGAGUGUUAGGUUGUUCUUUUGCUGGUGUGGUGCCAGCGCUGAACCUGCUGUCCCUCUCCUAGAGGAGAGCUGUAAGGUAACAACUCUCACAGUCUAGUUUGCUGAGACAUGGUAUCUUGUUUCAGAGGGCUGGUUGGGUAGCUGACAAUGCCUUUUUAAAGCUAUCUUAGCAGCAGACCACAGGUUGCAAGGAUUAGUUAGAGACACCCGUUUUCAGGAAGUGAUGACAAUGAUCCCAUAUGAGAGUCAGAACCUAGCGUUGCUACUUAGAGAUACAUUCUGUCCCUGUAAAGGUCCUCCCUUUACGUGAGACAGAAGUUAGCUUCUCCCUAGCCGUGGCGAGUGGGCAAGUGGUGUGUUCUUCUGAGACUCUUUGGAACACCCGCCUCAUGAGGGUUUCCUGAGAAAUGGUGAGAUGAUGUUGUGUGCUCUGUUAGACUGCUUUGUAAACUGUCCAAUAAAUAGUAGGUACCAGCUGGGAAAGACUGUCUACCACACUUCUUUCCUAUUUCCGCAGUCACUUUGGAACCGAUGCAUGUACAGCGUGGUGGUAUAGUCUGUGGUUGGCCUCUUGGAUAUGAGUGAAAAUACACAGUCUGCAAUACACAGUCUGCGGUAUCUAUGGUCAUACCACCCGGCUCACAAGACUUGAUUGUGGAUGACUGGGUCAUUAGCAGAAUGAACGACAGCCUCAAAGAAGAAAGAUGUGUCACCCUCGAGGAUACUCAGAAUGCCGAAUAGUGGCUUUAUUAGCAAGCCGUUUGCAAAAAAGAACCAUCAUGACAGCAUUGUUGUAUGUGUGGCUGCCUUGGAGAUGGUGGGCCUUUAGAUACUAGGAGAUUAGGUCUUUAUGCAAUAAAGAUUUAUUUUUCUUUA
Arvicanthis niloticus (Nile rat) is the source of this 2799-nucleotide messenger RNA. RefSeq names its product short transmembrane mitochondrial protein 1 (gene Stmp1). The record is from RefSeq and is a predicted model, not a curated record. Lineage: Eukaryota; Metazoa; Chordata; Mammalia; Rodentia; Muridae. Gene Ontology annotation, cellular component: respiratory chain complex.